Molecule: messenger RNA, 1660 nt
Organism: Teleopsis dalmanni
Lineage: Eukaryota; Metazoa; Arthropoda; Insecta; Diptera; Diopsidae
Product: dynein assembly factor with WDR repeat domains 1
Exons: 4
Coding region: 53-1288 (411 amino acids)
Biological process (GO): mRNA splicing, via spliceosome
Cellular component (GO): U4/U6 x U5 tri-snRNP complex
Molecular function (GO): U6 snRNA binding; protein binding; U4 snRNA binding
Source: RefSeq, a predicted model, not a curated record
UUUAAAUCAUAAAAGAUUUUUUAUUUGAGCAGGCAUCGCUCUUGGUUUUAAUAUGCCAGAAGGAGAAAAAUUGCAUCACAUUGAUCUAUUAGAUUUAAAUGCCAACACGAAUGUUGACGAGACCGUACAUCAGAUAAAUAAGGUACAGAACAAAAUCAUUGAAGAAAUAUUGAACCCACUUCCAACAUCAGAUUUAAAUUCAACAGCUAUAGCAACACCGAUUGCAGAUAUGAAAAAGGGCGAAUUAGCUAAGGACAUUCUUACCACAGACUUGGAAACAUCAAAUAUUAAAAUAAGUGGCACAAUGAAUGUUUUGCACUGGAACACAAACAAUGUGGAUGAUAGCAGUUGUGUACUGAGACGUGCUGUAAAGAAAUUGCAACGAAGACUGCGGGAACCGAUGGAUAAGAAAUUCUACUUACAUAAGAGCAUCACUUCGCAUAUCUUGCCAUUGACGAACGUAAGUUUCGAUAGAACUGGUGAACGUGUUGUGACUGGAAGCUAUGACAGGACCUGCCGAAUUAUAAACACUAAUACGACUGAAGUAGAGCAUGUGCUAACUGGACAUGACAAUGUAGUAUUCGCAGUUGCCUUUAACUAUCCCAAAACCGACUUAGUACUAACGGGUAGUUUUGACGCAACUGCAAAGAUUUGGAACACCAAAACUGGCCUAUGUCAGAGUACACUUUACGGACACUCGGCUGAAGUAGUAGCAGCUGAAUUUGACCCUGCUAGUGGUAUGUCAUUGACUACAGCCUCAAUGGAUGGCAUUGCUCUCAUAUUCGAUGUCGAGACUUCUUUGGAAAAGCAAAGCUUCGAAGUGCAUAAAGCUGGUGUUAUUGCAAGUAGGUUUAAUCGUGAUGCAAAUUUACUGCUGACUGCUUCAUUCGACAGCACUGCAGUUCUAUGGGAUAUACGAGCAAAUAGCAUUGCCGCACAGCUACGUGAGCACACAGAAGAACUCAGUAAUUGUAAAUGGAAUUUUCCUUGCAAUCUCAUAGCCACUGGUUCAUUGGACAACACAGCUCGCAUAUGGGAUGUGCGACGACUGGACAGAAGCCUUUUCAUCAUCGAUGCUCAUAACGAUGAAGUGUUAGAUUUGGCGUUUGAUUCCGUAGGAAGGCAUUUAGCCACUUGCAGUAGUGACACUACAGCACGAGUCUGGAAUCUAAACGGCGAAUUGAAAUCUAUUUCUCUUAUGCAGGGCCAUGUGGACGAAAUUUCAAAGGCAAUUAAGUUAUAUAAUAAAUUAAUGCAUAUCUUAAUAUUUUGUUUCAUUAUUGCUUAGGUAUGUUUUAGUCCAGCUGGUAGUUUAUUGCUGACUGCUUCUGCAGAUCACACAGCACGUUUGUGGUAUACGGAAACUGGCAAUUGCGCGCAAAUCCUACCAGGACAUAAAUCGGAUGUGUUUUCUUGCGCUUUUAGCUACACAGGUGAUAUGAUUGUAACAGCAUCUAAGGAUAAUACUUGUCGUUUGUGGAGAUGACUUGAUUGGUAUACGGUCAAUUUUAAUGCAAGCACAGAAAGCAACUCAUGAUAUUACACAAAACGUUGGAGUACAAUUAGGUGUGAUGUUAUUCUGCUUAACACGAAGAAUAUUAUAUUUCAGGCAUAGUAAGAAUAGUAAGAAUUAUAAACACUCACAUGGAAUUUUCUCAAA